Mycena citricolor is the source of this 4545-nucleotide messenger RNA. NCBI's taxonomy places the organism in Eukaryota, Fungi, Basidiomycota, Agaricomycetes, Agaricales, Mycenaceae. The record is from the annotation of a GenBank genome assembly.
AUGGCUCCGUGGGCAAUGUACCCACCGAUGCCAUACGGAUAUCAGCCUUUUCCCUUUGUACCCCCGGCCCCUUUCACCCCACAAUCGAUCCAAGCUCCGACUCCAGCUCAAAUUGAAGCCUUGCCAGAUAACUACGGCCCUGCUUCUGGCACUCCGUCUGGUCGCUGGCCUGAUGGCAAUGGCUUGAUCGACUGCCUGUCUACGGAACUGCCUGACGAUUGGGAUGAUCAGGGCUGGUCGUGGCGCUCAUCUGGCGCACGCAAAAAGGACCUUCCUACAGACGCAUACAGAAUCAACAAAAACAAUUGUCUCGGCGUCUUUCGUUGCCAAUGCAAAGACUCCAAGGGCAAUUUCUCGCGAUUUGUUUGUCCGAAGAAGGAUAAAGGCCCCCGUGAAGCGCAGCAGAACGAUCGCUGUACUCUCUGCCAGGCCAAUCUUGUGCUCAUUCCCUGCACGGCCACUCUGACAGUUUAUCAUUACGAAGACGACAAUGGGGCCGAGCACGUCGUGAAAAAGCACGACGGCUUUCAUGCUCACCCACGUCCACCUGUCCCCCGUCUCACUGCCGCUGAACGCGAGGAGCUGGACGUUCAAGUUCGGUACAAUCCGACUCAAACGGCGCAGCAGCUUCGCAUCGGCGCCGAACUUGGACAAACUUCAAUUGGAGCAAUUAAUACGGCGCUGUACAACUCUCGGAAAGCUCGGGCCGAGGUCGAAAAGAGUCGCAUCCGAAAUGGUCUUGCUGUUCCCAGCCGUGCACGUCAGGCAGGGUUUGAUCUUGUUGAUACAGUGGGCAGCCUAGACGGCAUGUUCGAGACAACGUUCAUUGUCAAGGCGGAGCUACUCACGGGGCAAUACAUCGUCAUGCAGACACCGUUCAUGCGCGACGUUCUGCUCAGGGACCAGAUUACAUCGUGGAAACAUGAGAUUUUCGAAGUCGAGACGGGUCGACACGGCCUUCCAACGGAUGGGAGCCAUGACAUGUUCAAACGAGGCGUUUUACUCAGCUCAUUGGCCUAUUCCCCUGUCCUCUUUCGCUGGUGUUCUGUGCUCUAUACGUGGAUUGGUCGACUUGACGCAGCUCACCAUGCUGAGCAUUACAAGCACGUCAUGAUUUCGGUCGCGGAGGUGUGCUCUCAGGUGCUUCACCAGGAAUUUGAUCCGCAACUCUUGAGCCAGGUUGUGGACUUCUCUAAAGCUCAGCGUAACGGGUUUUUGGAUGCCUUUGUGACUUUCAUGACCUUGCGAAAUCCGGGCUGGCAUAGUCUCAGCAACGAAGCGCGGGAAGCCGAGAAGGAGACCGUGCGCAAGCAAGGCAAAGCGCUGCUCAAAGGAUGUGUUGUCCACUGGAAGCGGUCCGUUCACAAAAUUCGACAAGUGAUCGGCUCGCGUCACACCUACCGCUUUGAUAAUCUGAUUCGAACACUCAAGGGCUCGCAGACCAGUCCCGAGGAAUUCACUCAUGCAGUGGACAGCAUUCGGUUGGAAUUUCCAGAGAUACGACCAUGGCUCUCGUGGUGGACACAGGACGCCAACGCUUCCAUGAUCUUUCCUUGCGUUUCAAAAAUGCCCGCAGAGCUCAGAGCCCGAAUUCCCGACUCAACAAACGCUGUCGAAUCGUCGCACUGGGCUCUCUAUCGUGGUGCAGGAACAAAACACGAUCUUCUGGAGGGUAUACGCCGUGUUUAUGUGUAUCAGCGGGAAACAGAGAAGCUGUACGAGGCUGUUCUUGCGGGUCAUGUAGAUCCCAAGUUUGCAGGUGCACGUCCUGAGCGCAUCUCACACAUUGAUUGGCACGAGAAUGAUGGUCGUGCUCCAGAUACUCGGGCGCGUCUGGAGAUGGUCGAGACGCUCGAGGCUGAGGCUGCAGCAAAAUACGCGAAAAUGACAACGGAACAGCGUUUUGAAGCCUCAAACUCAAGCCCUGCCUCUGCGGUGCAGAAGAUUCAGAUUCUGCAAGCGCCUCAGGGACCCUCGGAGCUUGAUCUGCAGUCCUACGAAUGGGAUCGAAAUUCGUGCUUCCAGGAUGCAUCUCUCGAAGCACUGUUUCGCGCAUUUCGCUUGCUGAGCAACGAUGAUCGUCAGAGCUUCAUGAAGCUUCUCUUCACCGAGGCUCCAGAUUCCAGUCUAUACGACAUCUUUGACCAUUUCCGAACUCGGGGAAUAGCAUCAGGAUUUUUCAAAACCUUCGCUGGCGAAUUAAAGCCAGAUCUGCAUCAUCUAAAAGCUGCUCUAUACUUUGGACAAUCGCGUGCCAAACGCUGGCUUCAGAAAUUAUGGGAUGGUGCCCCCGAUGCGGAUGGAUCCCUUGGCUGCUCACGUACCUGGGUGAAUCAGAUGGUUCGGAUUGCCACGACGUUCAACAUUCAGUCGUAUUUUGGGGUUUCCUACGAGCUCGAAUUUACCUGUGACGCAGCGAACAAGAGCCACGAACGAACGGUUUUCAUCCAACCCAUGCUCGAAUUAGUCUUGCGAAAAGACGACAUCGUAAUUGGAACGCGCUCCUGGUCAGGCUCCGGCUCACCAUCCUUGUCGCAUCACAUUUCACGGAUGACACUCUACGAUCCUCUGAAACCUAGCGAUCCACUUCACAAUUCGGCAACACAGAGAUGCAGCGUUCAGAAUCACUGCAAGGCAGCGCCAACCUCAAUCACAUCUGUAUUCCCACUGUUUCUCCGGGUUGUUCUUGAUCCACUCGUUCAAACUUCGCAGAAUGGGAGCUUCGAUUGGAGAGGAGUUCACUGCAUGAUGCCAAAUUUCGACCGGACGCUUCACAUCGGGUCAAUUUCGUACGAACUGGCUGCUGUUGUCAGAUACGAGGAGGGCGAGGUUGGACACUUCACAACAUCAACUGUUAUUGGUCCGACUGCCUUUGUCUAUGACGAUACAAAACAGAAGGGUCUCCUUCAGGCUGUCGGACCUGCUUCGGAGAUUGAACGAUAUGAUCCUCGUGCGGUCUAUCUCAUGUAUACUCGAACCAGCGCAGAAUCGAGAUACAAACGCUCAUGUGCCGAAAUUGCCGCCGAUUUUAAUCUGCGUCCAUCUGUGGAUACUGGCGAGAAUCCCGCGUCUCUCAUUGACCGUACCCCAUCUCGUGGCGUCGAAGAAAUGCCUGAGUGGUUUCAUGAAGAGCACAGCAACAACGGCUGGGAUUCGUGCUCUGAGGCUGAUCUCAACUACCUCUUGAACAACCCAGAUUCCGAUUUUGCUCCUCAAACCUGCACGGCAUCUGACGGCGACGUCGACGAGAUGAUCCUUGCCACUCUGGAUAAAGAGUCGCAUCGUCAGAACCGCCCGAUCUUCACUCCAGAGAUGGAUCUUCCGCCAAUUACAGCUUUUCGUUCAAGUCGAGAUGAAGUGGCAGACUCAGUGUUGGAGGGAAGCAUCUAUCUUCCACCUCGGGGCUCUCCAGCAAACUCCGAUGGUCCGCUACACCUCCGAUGUGACGGAUGCAAGGAGGAGGUGGACGAUGCAGAUGAAUCUACACGGGCAGGUACAGCCGUAACGGAGUGCGAACAUUGUCGAAGGUGGUCGCAUAUUGAAUGCCUUGAUCCCACUGUUGACUGGGAAUCCGAUGAUACGCACUUCAUUUGCACUCACUGCCAGUAUCCACCAAUCGGAACGAUUAUCCCGGCCCCCUUCCCCGAUCCCACAGAUCCUCUGAUUCCCGACUCGAAGUUCUAUCCUGCUGUGAUCCUCAAGCGCUGCGUAGAUCGGAAGUGGGAGGAUGAUGAGUACGAACUUCGGUGUUAUAGAUACACUGAGCGGUUGACUCACAAUUCAAAGAUUGGAGAGCUCAGACUCCCUAUCUCCAUGUGCAAAACCCCCGGCAUUCACGAGGGAUCGUUCCUGAGCAGAGAGCUCGAAAAGAGCAUCCCUGCGAUCGUCGAUGUUCUCAUUGCCUGGAACGGGGCAGAGCACGUGGUGAUCAGGAGCUGGCAGGAAUAUGCAGCGGCUCAGCGUCGUAAGAAAAAGAAGGUUGAAAUGAGCAAAUGGGCUGAUAGGUUUUUCUUCUGGAUGACGGGCGAGCUGCUACAGAUCUUCCCCGGUCUCGCAGAGAAGUUAUUCAAAGCCGAGGGGCUUUCGGCUUUAACUGCAGCGCAACGACACGAGCGGGUGUACAUCGGAGGGAUCCUGUUUCAUUUUCUCUUCAUUCAGAGAGAGUUGAAGGAGCCGAUGGAUGUCGGAGGCACUACGUUCGAGGACUUUCUCAACGGCCACAUUGUCCCAGGUCAUCACAUCGAGGAGGCAGCGGCUGUUAUCAAGGUCAUGCGCGAGAUCCAGAUGAAAGGCGAGGACGAAACGAUGGACGAUCACGAGAAACGCUUCUUCACGGAGCACUGCGGCUACGACCCCCACAUCCAUAUCCCGGUCUACCGCCGCAUUGGAGGCAAGGCGCCAAAGUACGCACUGAUUCCGGCCAAGGGAAGACAGCGGCACAAGCGCAACCUGGAAGAAAUAAUCUCCGAUGGUGAGCGCGAGCAAAGCGCAAAGAAAGCGCGGGGACAGUCCAGGGCAAAGGGGCGCCGAGGCAAAGCGAAGAGG